AUGCUUCGGCUGCUGCGUCCUCACGUCCAUUUUCCUCUGCGCCGUCACGCGCGCUGCAUUUCGUCCAGCUUUGACGCUCGCCCCCAUGAGCUCAGUGCGUCUGGGCAACCGGGCCGUGUGCUCUUCGGCGCAAAAGUUGCGGCAAAACAGCUUGGUGCAUUAAGUCGCGCCAGUGGUAUGCGGAAGGUGCUACUGGUGCGCGACCGCGACGCUGCCGCCGCCUCACGCACUCAAUACGCCGAGUUCUUGCUGAUGCAAGCUGGUGUGCCCUGCUUCCAGUACACAUUGGAGCGUGACUGUGCCACACUCGAAGGUGUGGAUCACGCAGCCGCCACAGCUCAGCGUGUGGGCGCCGACGGAGUCGUAGCCUUCGGUGGUGGUAACGCUAUGGACACGGCGCGUGCAGUAGCUGUCGUGCUGGCCAAUGGAGGCAGCGCAGCCGACUUCGUGACCAUCAGGGGCGACGAUGAAGACGAUGAAGAGCUUAAGUUGCAGCAAGGGAAACUGGACACCACGCCACUUCUGCUGGUCCCGACCAUCGCCGGAUCGGGCGCUGAAGUGGCCAGGACCUCUAUGUUGCUGGAAGAAGAUGCAGAAACUAAGUUGCUCUUUGCGCCCGGGAAAGAGAUCGUGCCCGAGGGCGCGUUGACAGCCUUGGGGCAGUGUCUGGAGAGCUAUUUGCUGGGCUGUGCGGACGACGCGACCAACGAGUUGGUACUCGAAGGACUGGAGGCUGUGGCGGGCGCUCUCGCUGCUCCAUUGAAAGAAGGCAAGCUGGAUCUCAAGGGUGCUGUGCUGCGUGAGCAAUUCGCUAUCGGAAGUUUGUUAUCGGGAAUUGCAGCCAACUCGUCGGGUACAGGAGCGGCACAGGCCUUGGCCGUGUCAAUGGGCGGCAUCUCGGACCUGCCACACGCUCAGGUAGCCACAGCGUUUCUGCCGUUCGUGUUCGAUAGGUAUGCGGAGCUGGCGAGGGAGAACGAGGGCGAUCCGUUCUUUGACGAGCUGCGUGAGAAGCUGGAGAACGCGGCCGACCGACUGACAGCUGCGAGCGGCUUCCAGGGCGCCGAUGUGGCUGCUUGGCUGCGUUAUGUGAUCACGCGCUUUGAUCUGCCCACAGCAUCGACUCUUGAGCUGGAGGGAAGUCUUCUGAACGGUCUAGUGGACCGAGCUGCUCAGUACCAGGACGAAUCGAUGGAAGUUUCCCGCAGCGACGGCAACGGCGCAAUCAUGGAGAAGGACGACUUACGUGCGAUCAUCGAUGCUGCUGUACUAGUGGUGGAGCCUACACAGGAAGAGGAGAAGUGAUGUGAAAUUUAGACGUACUAACGAAUGGAGACUCGAAUGUCUUAACUUCUGCUUCGAAAA
Phytophthora infestans T30-4 is the source of this 1365-nucleotide messenger RNA. RefSeq lists its product as uncharacterized. Gene Ontology annotation, molecular function: alcohol dehydrogenase (NAD+) activity; metal ion binding. Gene Ontology annotation, cellular component: mitochondrion. The coding region runs from base 1 to 1305 and encodes 434 amino acids. The record is from RefSeq and is a predicted model, not a curated record. The transcript is spliced from 2 exons. Lineage: Eukaryota; Oomycota; Peronosporomycetes; Peronosporales; Peronosporaceae.